Naegleria gruberi is the source of this 645-nucleotide messenger RNA. RefSeq lists its product as uncharacterized. Lineage: Eukaryota; Heterolobosea; Eutetramitea; Acrasida; Naegleriidae. The record is from RefSeq and is a predicted model, not a curated record. The transcript has a single exon. The coding region runs from base 1 to 645 and encodes 214 amino acids.
AUGACCGUAAAAAUCCUCCCUGUAAAUAAUACUGCCACCCAACAAACUAAAUCUUGUUUCCUUUCUAAGAAUGAACAAAUUGCUGAAGAAGAAACAAUUUGGCUUAAGAAAAAGGAACGUUUUCUAACCUGUAAAGAAGCAAUUAAUAGAAUCAUGUGGGAUUCUGAUUUAAAUGAUGCCUAUCUUCACUUGUCAAUGAUUUACAAAGACAGAUUUGAAGGUGACACUUUUAUUUCAUAUGAAGAAUUCUUAAAUAGUGAUUUGGCUGAAGAGCUUCCACAACAUCGAAUUCAACAAUUGAUUUAUAGAGAUGAAUAUGUAUUCUGGGAUAAAAAUAUCAGAAUUGACAUGUUGUCAAAUGGUCAAUUGGGAGAAUUGAUUUCCAAAUUUAAAAAGGAAGAACAAGAAAGACUUGCUAGAGAACAAGCUGAAUUCACAACUGUUUUACAACCAACAACUCAAGAAAUCUCAACUUUAAAAUCUUGUUCACAAAAGAAGAAUAAGAAGAAUAAGAAAAUUAUGAAGGAAUUUGUUAGAAAUCAAGAAACAGGCAAACAAAUUGUUUCAUCUAUUGACGAGGAUGAUGAGUAUGAACAAUAUAUGGAAGAAUAUGAUGAACAAUAUUCAAUCUAUUCGAAAUAUUAA